AUGGCCGGGACGCACUGGCGCGGCAUGUUUGAGCAGCGCAUCAAGGACGUCAUCAAGGAGGCAGAGGAGGCGGAAGGCAAGGUCAUCUUGUUCAUCGACGAGAUGCACAUGGUCGUUGGCGCCGGCGGCGACAAAGGAGGCCCCAUAGAUGCCGCCAACAUCCUCAAGCCGGCGUUGGCCCGCGGCCGCAUCCGUUGCGUGGGCGCCACCACCUCCGAAGAGUAUCAAAAGUACAUCCAGAAGGAUGCAGCGCUUGAGCGUCGGUUCCAGAAGGUUGUCGUCGAGGAGCCGAGUGUGCAUGCGACCAUUGCCAUCCUGCAGGGGCUGAAGCACAGGUACCAAGAGCACCAUGGCAUAAAAAUCCAGGACGAUGCUCUUGUAGCCGCUGCACAUCUCGCUGCCCGCUACAUUACAGGCCGCAAAUUCCCUGAUAAAGCAAUUGACCUUAUGGAUGAGGCAUGCGCCACAACAAAGAUGCACGCGGACAAACAAACGACCGCGGAAAUUGUUGUUAGCCCUGGACAUGUAGCACGGGUUGUGAGCCGAUGGACUAAAAUUCCUCUCGCUACACUUGACCAAGAGGAGAAGGAGAAGUUGAUCCACCUAGCGAAAAAAUUGCAUGAGCGUGUUGUUGGCCAGGAUGAAGCUGUUAAUUUGGUUGCGCAAGCAGUCCUACGUUCUAGGGUUGGCUUUGGUCAAUCCGAACAACCAAUAAGUGCAUUCCUCUUUUUGGGCUCGCUUGGCGUCGGAAAGACAGAACUUGCUAAAGCCCUUGCUGAGAAGAUAUUUGACAGCGAGAAAGCAUUGAUUCGCUUUGAUAUGUCGGAAUAUGCUCAGAGUGGAUCUGUGACACGUCUCAUCGGAGGAUCUCGAAGCUACGAAGAAGAUGGACAACUCACCGAGAAAGUCAAGCGGUGCCCAUAUAGUGUUAUCCUUUUCGACCAAGUGGACAAAGCAAAUGAUUCAGUACUCAAGGUUUUUCUUCAACUACUUGACGAUGGUAUGUUGACCGAUGGCAAAGGGCAGGUCGUAGAUUUCAAGAACACAAUCAUCAUUAUGACAUCAAAUCUAGGAGCAGAGCACCUAACAUCGAGAAUGGCUGAGAAAAAUACAAUCAAAGCUGAAAGAGAUCUUCUCAUGAAACAGGUUAAGAAGCGCUUCAAGCCUGAACUUAUCAAUAGACUAAGUCAGGUUGUGAUAUUUGAGCCACUUUCGCAUGGUGACUUGAGGGAGAUUGUGAAAAUCCAGAUGAAGAAUGUUGCUGCAACGGCAGCUAACAAGGGUGUCUCUGUACUUGCAACUGAUGCAGCCCUAGAUGUCAUUUGGUCAGAAUCACAUGACCCGGUGGACGGUGCAAGGCCCAUAAGAAGGUGGGUGCAGAAUCACGUGACCACGAUUCUCUCAGACAUGCUGGUCGAUGGAGAAGCCUGUGCAGGCUCGACAAUCUCCAUCGAUGCUGCGGACGAUAAGAGGGUUCUAACGUUCCAAGUGAUGAAGAAGCAAGAUGACUAG
Triticum dicoccoides is the source of this 1512-nucleotide messenger RNA. Its product is annotated as chaperone protein ClpB1-like. Gene Ontology annotation, cellular component: cytoplasm. The coding region runs from base 1 to 1512 and encodes 503 amino acids. Gene Ontology annotation, biological process: cellular response to heat. The record is from RefSeq and is a predicted model, not a curated record. Gene Ontology annotation, molecular function: ATP hydrolysis activity; ATP binding. Lineage: Eukaryota; Viridiplantae; Streptophyta; Magnoliopsida; Poales; Poaceae. The transcript has 6 exons.